This is a messenger RNA of Mollisia scopiformis, 2028 nucleotides long. RefSeq lists its product as uncharacterized. The transcript is spliced from 2 exons. Gene Ontology annotation, molecular function: protein binding. The record is from RefSeq and is a predicted model, not a curated record. Bases 1 to 2028 code for a protein of 675 amino acids. Lineage: Eukaryota; Fungi; Ascomycota; Leotiomycetes; Helotiales; Mollisiaceae.
AUGGCUUCUGUCACUUCCCUCGACAGCGAUAUGCGCAAAUUACGCUUGGAUAGAUAUACCGAAUCUGCUGCGAAUGAAGCCAAAACAUUCAUCGAAUCCUCCCUUGGAGAACCCCUCCCGAGUGCGGAUCUUUUGCCAGGUCUCAAAGAUGGAGUUGCGCUUUGCAAGUUGGUCAAUCUCGCUGUGCCGAACACUCUGCGGUUCAAGGCUAGAGCCGUAAUGCCGUUCGUACAGAUGGAAAACAUUGCGCUAUUCCUCGAAGCUUGUCGGAAGCCUCCUUUCGGUCUCCAGGAGCACGAUAUGUUCCUUACGGUCGAUUUAUACGAAGCCAAAGAUCCGGCGCAAGUCCUACAAUGUCUUGGCGCAUUCAGCAGAGCAGCAAACCGAAUCAAUCCUUCUCAAUUCCCAACCCCUAUCGGUGGUAAACGCAGCGGCGGCAUCAUGAGUCCUCAAGGCACUGGAUCAGGUCUUGUUGGUGGAGGCAGCUAUGGAAAUCGAGGACGUGGAGUUUCGAAUGCUAGUAAUGGGUCUUCGGCUUACGGAUCAGGUGUCAGACCUGUUAGUUCAUUAACACCUACGAGGACGGGCGAUUCGAACAGUGGAAGAUGGAGUCCUACAAAAGGCACUCCGCUGUCACCAUCAGUCAGUAGCUGGAGUAAGAAGGCAGAUGAAGGAGCUACAGCCCCGGCUUGGAAUAUUGCGCAGUAUGGAUAUAUGGGAGGUGCGAGUCAAGGCAACUUAGGAGUGUCGUUUGGUGGCAGACGGCAGAUCACAAGUGCUGGUCCGCAUGUUCCGAAUAUGGCAGAGAAGGAGAAGCGAAGAAAGGAGAAAGAGGCCGAAGAGGAGCGACAACGCAUACAGGCUGAAGAGGAUGAGCGGAGACAGCGUGAGGAGCUAGAAGCUGAGGAAGAGCGUGCUCGUAUCGCAGAGGAGCAGAGAUGGGCGGAUGAGACGAGGAAAUUGAGAGAGCAAGAGCGACAAAAAGCCGAAGAAGAGAAGCGCAAAUGGGAGGAAGAGGAGAGAAGAUGGAAAUUGGAGGAAGAGAGGCGACAGCAAGAGGAACAAGAGGCCGAAGCCCGAUUACAAGAAGAACGCAAGCGUAUGCGUGGGAACAGCGAUGCGCGAUUACGGGGCCAGUUCCUCAGCCAGUACCAUGCAGAAAAUGGCGCUUCGAAUGGCAACAAUUCGGAAAGCAGCCGAAUCAAGGAGUUGGAGCGAGAGCUUGAACAAGCUCGCGAACGAGAACGUCAAUAUGAGCGAGAGCGACAAGCCAAAUUGAACCAACGGAGUCGCCAGGUUGUGGAGGACCAUGAUAUGACCGUGCGAAUGAAGGAGGAGAACAACAAGACACGGGCCCGAUCACGAAGUCGGCCACGGGCACCAUCACGGAAGAACAGCGAUGAAGCAUGGCGAGAAGAUGAGCGAGAUUAUCUGCGAAAGCAAUGGAAUGCUUCACACGAUGCUCCACCACCAGCGAAAUCUCCUCGUCCUCUUCCAGAGCCGACUCAACCGGUUCGUCUAGUAAAGAAUAACACAGGUCCUUCCUCACGUCCGCUUCCCGACCCAACAAAAUACGCAGCCCCGAAACAAAUCUCCCCAAACACAAGCCGAACAGACCGUUACCUAGCUUCCAACCCUGCACCGCAACAAUCUCAACCUACCACCACCUACUCGAACGAGAUUGGUGGCUUCGACAGCUCAGCAGAACGCGAUGCCGAAGAUCGCAGACGUAUGGCUUCACAACAGAAGACCAAGGCCGGUGGCUGGGCAUCUAAAUCCCUCCUAGAAAGAGAAAUGGAGAUGGAGCGCCAACGGCAACAAGAAUGGGAAGAAUCUCAAAAGGAACUUAAAAGCAAGGUACCGCAAGGAAAUGGCGUUGAUGGUAUCGGUGGUGGCAUUGGAGGCAAAUGGGACGUUAAUCAAUGGACUGGGUAUACAGGCGGUGAUGGUCAGAACCGCGGAGCUCAGGGCAUCGGUGCGGGACGACGACAAAUCGUUGGUCCGAGACCGCCUCCUCCCGGUCGUUAG